CCAACUGCCGCGGCUUCAGGCUUCGCGGGAGAAACUGGCGUACUGCCUGAUUCGGCCGUGGGUCCCGAAAGAGUUAAUGCCAAAGAGUCUACAGGCCGCAGAGCCUAGAAGGGUCCUGAGCGCCUCUUUGCCGGCGUUUGUCGCCGUCUCGCGGUCUGGAUCGUGAGACGUUAGGCAUCCGGGUGGUUCCUGCGUAGUCUUUGAGCGGCGGGCGGCCUGGUAAUAGGGGGUCCCGCCGGUAAGGGUCACCCCUUCGCGCUCUCGGUAAUCUUGGCUUUCCUGCAGCCCAGCCGGACGAGCCAUCGUCCCGGGGUUCGUCUCAGUCUCCUCGAGGAGGAGGCCGGCUUGUCUCGCUCAGGAUCAACGGCCUUGAGUAAUCUGUACCCUUUUCUGGGCCGCGCUUUCCUCACAACGAUUUUGUUUUUUCUUGUGAGGUAGGUUUUAACCUGUGAGAUAGGUUACAUUUAUAGUUCUCCAUGACAGAGAAAUUGAAAGCUAAGAAGUGACUUGCUCAGAGUCAUAUAAUUUACCAAUGGUAGCUUCUAGACUGGGAAUUUAGGCUCCCAGUUUUCCUUUUUCCACUGCAGCAUGCUUCUUGGAGAAUGGGAACCUUUUCAUCUCGUAUCUCCUGCAGUGUCUGGCGAGGUACAUAUUUACUGAAUCAUAUUUAAAGGAAUCUUGAUUAUUUCGGUUUGUUAAUGUUCCAGUUAUCAGUGUUUUCGUAGUGUCAGCCUCUACCAGUCAAGGGAUUAUUAAGUCUACUAGGUGUAGCCGGUGUUAGUCAGCAGGACAAUGCCUUUGAAUUGAGAAAUCUGGCAAAGGACCAAGGCGAUUUCAUGGCUAUCAGUAACACAGGGUAGGAAAAGGUAGGGCAUAAUCUGAAAGCUGCAGAAAGUCCAAGGAAAUGGAAGUUGAUUUUCGGUUGGGGAAAAUCAUAAAAGACCUUGAGAGAUUUGCCCGCAGCAGGGUGUGGGCAGAAGAAAAAGUAAGAGCAAAGCCUUGACAAGCUGGGAAGAGUACAGUGACAUCUUUAGUAUAUUUUUACUAAGUGUAAUUGGGCUACAUUUAGGGAAAGUUAGAAAAUAAGUUCAUGUGGAUCUAAGUGCUUUGAACGGAAGUGAAGAGAUUGCACUUAAUAAAGUACAUCCUGGAACAUCAUUUGAGGGUUUUUGACAGAUCUUCUUUCCAGGGCAGUUCAUCUAGAGCACUUAGAAUGGAAGAAAGUGGCAGUUUUUGUUACUUCCUAUGAAAUUGUAUAUCUGGAAUGAGAACCAUGAAAUUAAUCUAGAGUAGAACAUGGAAUGGAAUUGGGCAGCACCAGGAGGACCUGAAAGGAAUAUUUGAGGGAGCUGAGAUACAGAAGAGUUUGCCAACAGAAGGAUUUAUGGGAACAAUUGAUCAGAAACACCAGUAGAGAAACUUUUUGAAUUUCUACAAGCACUGGAAAAUUUGAGUCUUGGUUCAAAUUAAAUACAAUCCAUACUGAAGAGAAACCAAAUAAAGUCUCACAUAUAAAAUUGUGUUAUUUAAAACCCUAAUGUAAAUUUAGGAAAACAAAAGGAAAGAUCUUUUAAAAUUUUUUAUUUAUCAUAAAAUAUUUGUAAAACUUUUGGACUCACCUCUAAGAAUUGCUAAUAUUUCAAAUAUGGAACAAUUUCAGUGAAAAAACAAUAACACUUGAGAAUACACCAGACAUACACAAGGAAGAUCUGAAAGUGGAAGAGUGCCACUAACAAAUUAUUUACAUACUUAACAGAUUACCUUGGUUAACAAGUUAAAGCUAGUCCUUGAGAAUGCUAUAUUGAAUAUAUUAAAAGUUGGAUUUCAUUCAUAUGGACAACAGAAACUACUUUCUUCUUCAUGUAAAGAUACUAUACAACUGUUACCAAAUUCCAGUUCUCCAGACAGCCCAGUGUCAGGGUAGCUUGGAGUUUUUAUCUAGCUGUAUGGACUGCUGCCUGGCGAACAUUAAUACAGAGCAAUAUGAGCACCAUUUUCUUUUCUGGCAGUGAAAUAAAAUCGGGUCCUUUGGAAAGAGAAGCCUCACUGCAGCUCUGCUACACAGGAUUACUCUGUACUUGCCUUUGAUGCUUUCAUACUCCCAUCUUUACACAAGCACUGCUUUUAUUGAGAUUUUUCUCAUCUGGGUCUGUUCUUGUGGGCACAUCUUUCUUUGUGUCUUUUCCUGUGUUCACUUACAGAGAGUAUGCAGGUAUUCUUGUUCCCAACUGGUGCCGCUAUAUCUAUCAAGGGAGAGGAAGAGCAGGGGGGUUCUAAAAACUGAUCAUCACGUCUUGCAGGAGCAACAGCUAGAGAAGACUUUGCCAGGGGCAGUUUCUGAGUUCAUAAGACCUUUACCUCUAGACUAGCACUUUGGUCUUGAGCCUUAUCCUUUUUAGCCCAUUAUCCUUCAGUACAAAUGCCUGUGCCCUUGGGGCUCUGAGCUAGUUUGGGUUUUUUUUGGUUUUGUCUUUAAAUUUUUUUCCAAUUCAGUAAGGCUUUUCCUUUUUCUGUUGGUUGUUUGAACCCAAAUUCAGUAUGAAUAAGAGAGGGAAAUAUACAACAUUGAAUUUGGAGGAGAAAAUGAAGGUUCUCAGUAGGAUUGAAGCUGGACGAUCUCUUAAAAGUGUAAUGGAUGAAUUUGGAAUCAGUAAAUCAACAUUUUAUGACAUUAAAAAGAAUAAGAAAUUGAUUUUGGACUUUGUACUGAAGCAGGACAUGCCAUUAGUUGGGGCUGAGAAAAGAAAGAGGACAACAGGAGCCAAAUAUGGCGAUGUGGAUGAUGCAGUCUACAUGUGGUACCAACAGAAACGCUCAGCUGGUGUGCCUGUUAGAGGUGUGGAACUUCAGUCUGCUGCAGAGAGGUUUGCACAGUGUUUUGGGCGAACAGACUUCAAAGCUAGUACUGGUUGGCUUUUUCGAUUUCGAAAUAGGCAUGCAAUUGGGAACCGAAAAGUAUGUGCCGAACAAGUCCUAAGUUCAGUUUCAGAAAAUGUUGAGCCAUUUCGACAAAAACUGUCCAUGCUUAUCAAAGAGGAGAAACUGUGUCUAGCUCAGCUAUACAGUGGAGGUGAGACUGACCUCUUUUGGAAGUCAAUGCCAGAAAACACUCAGGCAAGCAGAAAAGAUAUCUGCCUGCCAGGGAGGAAAAUAAACAAAGAGUGCUUGUCUGCUCUUUUAUGUGCAAAUGCAGAUGGAACUCAUAAGUUAAAGUCUAUCAUUAUUGGAAAAUCAAAGCUGCCCAAAAGUGUAAAAGAAGACACAAGUACAUUACCUGUGAUAUAUAAACCUAGUAAAGAUGUUUGGUUCACCAGAGAAUUGUUUUCAGAAUGGUUCUUUCAAAAUUUUGUUCCUGAGGUCAGGCAUUUUCAGCUUAAUGUUCUAAGAUUCCAUGAAGAUGACGUCAGGGCCUUGUUACUUCUGGACAGUUCCCCAGUUCACCCUUCUGCUGAAUCGCUAAUAAGUGAAGAUGGUCGAAUAAAAUGCAUGUUCUUUCCCCAUAACACUUCAACCUUAAUUCAGCCAAUGAAUCAAGGCGUGAUCUUAAGCUGCAAACGACUUUAUAGGUGGAAGCAACUUGAAGAGAGUCUUGUAAUUUUUGAAGAAAGUGAUGAUGAGCAAGAUAAAGGGGAAAGGGGAGUUUCCAAGAUUAAAAUCUACAACAUAAAAAGUGCAAUUUUUAACUGGGCAAAGAGUUGGGAUGAAGUAAAACAAAUAACUAUAGCAAAUGCAUGGGAAAAUCUUCUUUACAAAAAGGAAUCUGAAUAUGAUCUUCAAGGAUUAGAAGAUGGGGAUUAUGGACAAAUUCUUGAGAAAUGUGGGGAGUUGGAAACCAAGCUGGAUGGUGAUAGUGUGUGGUUAAAUGGAGAUGAUGAACAGGGUAGUCCCCCAAAAUCAAAAGGUGGGAUUACAAAGAAACUUGUUCAGAAAGGAAAAGGGAUGGAGAAGCAGACUGCUGAAUUUAAGUUAUCUGCUGUAAGAAAGAGUUUGGACUACCUUCUUGACUUUGUUGAUGUCACACCUGAGUAUCAAAGGUUCCAUUUCACACUGAAAGAGAUGCAACAAGAAAUAAUCAAGAAACAGUUCCAGAGCAGAGUUCAUUCUAGAAUUGGUAGCUUUUUGAAACCUAGGCUUCAUAAUAUUAAGGAUUCCUUCAGUAUGCCUUCAACUUCUGGUUCUAGUAAUUAGAUUUUAUGCUUAAAGAUUUCUGCAGUUAUAUGAUGUAGACCUAUUGUGAACUGUCAUUGUUUUUAUCAGCUGACCUCAUUUUGCAUAUCAAUGCCCAUUUAUAUAUUAAUAAAAAUAUGAUUUGUAAACAAUAA
Molecule: messenger RNA, 4322 nt
Organism: Pteropus alecto (black flying fox)
Lineage: Eukaryota; Metazoa; Chordata; Mammalia; Chiroptera; Pteropodidae
Gene: TIGD7
Product: tigger transposable element derived 7
Exons: 2
Coding region: 2539-4188 (549 amino acids)
Cellular component (GO): nucleus
Molecular function (GO): DNA binding
Source: RefSeq, a predicted model, not a curated record